AGUUCUUUGCAGAAGAAUACUUGACCAGAACAAGAGGAUCAUGAUGACAGUAAGAUUCACCUGCUUAAUGCUAAUAGCUGUUGUGGGAGCUACUGCAAGUGAGACACAGGAACUGGAAGGCAAUGAUGAGGAAACAGAGCAGGAAUUCAUUUAUAUGAACAGAUAUAAGCGUUCUAGUGACACACAGGACAAAUGCACAUAUACCUUUAUUGUACCUCAACAGAGAGUGACAGGUGCCAUUUGCGUCAAUUCUAAGGAGCCUGAAGUUCUACUUGAAAACAGGGUAAAUAAACAAGAAUUACAGUUACUUAACAAUGAACUUCUUAAACAAAAGAGACAAAUAGAAACUCUCCAGCAGCUGGUGGAGGUGGAUGGUGGGAUUGUUAAUGAGGUCAAGCUCUUAAGAAAAGAGAGCAGAAACAUGAAUUCUCGUGUCACACAACUCUACAUGCAGUUACUACAUGAAAUCAUCCGAAAACGUGACAAUGCCUUAGAACUUUCUCAACUUGAGAAUAAGAUUUUGAACCAAACUGCAGAUAUGCUACAACUUGCAAACAAAUACAAAGACUUAGAGCACAAGUACCAACAUUUGAUGUCGAUUGCCAAUAAUCAGUCAGUAAUAAUUGCCCAACUGGAAGAACACUGUCAAAAAAUGCCGUCCGUAAAGCCACUGCCACAAACUCCACAGCCACCAAACAAAGUGUACCAGCCUCCUACUUACAAUCGUAUUAUCAACCAGAUAUCUACUAAUGAGAUUCAGAGUGAUCAGAACUUAAAGGUCCUGCCACCUACCUUACCAACCAUGCCUGCAGUCACUAGUAUUCCAACUUCAACUGACAAACCAUCCGGGCCCUGGAGAGACUGCCUGCAAGCACUAGAAGAUGGCCAUGAUACAAGCUCCAUCUAUCUUGUAAAGCCAGAAAACACAAACCAGCUUAUGCAGGUCUGGUGUGAUCAACGGCAUGACCCUGGUGGCUGGACAGUCAUUCAGAGACGGCUGGAUGGGUCUGUCAACUUUUUCAGGAACUGGGAGACAUACAAGCAAGGAUUUGGUAAUAUAGAUGGAGAAUACUGGCUCGGACUAGAAAAUAUUUAUUGGUUAACAAAUCAAGGCAACUACAAACUGCUCAUAACAAUGGAAGACUGGUCAGGUCGCAAAGUGUUUGCUGAGUAUGCCAGCUUCAGACUGGAGCCAGAAAGUGAAUACUACAAGUUGAGAUUGGGACGCUACAACGGCAAUGCAGGAGAUUCCUUCACUUGGCACAAUGGCAAACAGUUCACCACGCUGGACCGGGACCACGAUGUAUACACAGGUAAUUGUGCUCACUACCAGAAGGGAGGAUGGUGGUACAACGCAUGUGCUCAUUCAAAUCUUAAUGGAGUCUGGUAUCGUGGAGGACACUACCGCAGUCGGUAUCAGGAUGGUGUUUACUGGGCUGAAUUCCGGGGGGGAUCAUAUUCACUAAAGAAAGUUGUUAUGAUGAUAAGACCUAACCCGAACACAUUCCACUGAAAUUAUUCUUCUCUAGGUUUUUUUUCUUGUUCUAAAACUCACAUAAAGCUAUAAUGUUAUUACCUGAAAGUAUCUUUUCAGAAGUGAGGAAUGUAAGAUACUGUACAUUUAUUGCUAAGAUAUGAGGGUUUGUAUAUUGUAUUUUCAGGAAUUACUCCCAGAAAAAACAGCUGAGGAAAAAAAAGGAACUGAAAUAAUGUAACGUUCUGAACACCUCUCGGUACUAAAAUAAGUUACAUUCAGCCUUUUAGAACUGCAGUUUAGAUGGACUGUAGAUAAACUUCCUGGUGUUUAUUCCCUGUAAAUUAAGUCUGGAUGGUAAAAAUACUGCCACAACAUUUAAAUAUUUUUGUAUGUUAUAUUAUGUAUAAAUAUUCUCAAAUACAGAACUGUACAGCAAGAGUUUUAUUAUUAUUAUGAGAAAUCAUUGACACAGGAAAUCAUAUCCUUUGAACUGUGUAGCUGGUAUAUGUACAUUAGUGUGAUUAUUCUGAUUUAAUCUUUGUUAACUGCCAUGAAUAAAGUUAGUACUA
Molecule: messenger RNA, 2046 nt
Organism: Nestor notabilis (Kea)
Lineage: Eukaryota; Metazoa; Chordata; Aves; Psittaciformes; Psittacidae
Gene: ANGPTL2
Product: angiopoietin-like 2
Exons: 4
Coding region: 41-1513 (490 amino acids)
Source: RefSeq, a predicted model, not a curated record